AUGGCAAUCUCUUUCCACGUUCGGUCUAUCAGUUUCCCCUCUAGAUCUCACCCACAAGCUGCUCAUGUUAAUGAGCAGUUGGCCCGUUUGAGAUCUUCUGAGGAAGCCUCAACAUCUUCUAUAUGUCACAGACUUGACAACAUUCAAGAGCUACAUGAGUCUAUUAACAAGCUUAUCUGCCUACCAGUCACACAACAGGCUCUAUCUCAGGAGCAAAACAAGAAAGCUGUCGAGCAGCUUCUUGAUGGAUCUCUCAGGAUCCUGGAUUUGUGCAACAUUUCAAAGGAUGGUAUGUCACAGGUGAAAGAGAGUCUCAUGGAGAUCCAAGCCAUUCUAAGAAGAAAGCGCGGUGAUCUUGCUGGAGAGGUGAAGAAAUACUUAGCCUCAAGAAAAGCUGUCAAAAAGACAUUACAGAAAGUACAGAAGACUCUAAAGGUUGUACACGCUGAAGACACUAACGACGAAUCUUUAGCUGUCUUUGGAGAAGCAGAAGCGAUUACAAUGGCUCUGUUUGAUUCUCUUUUUAGCUACAUAUCUGGAUCAAAUACUUGUGGCAAAUGGUCAGUCGUCUCAAAGCUAAUGAUGAACAGGAAGAAAGUUACAUGUGAAGUUCAAGCAAACGAAUUCACAAGGGUUGACUCCGCAUUCCAAUCUGAAAAGACGUUGAAGAUGGAGGACGUUCAGAUUCUUGAGUCAUCCAUUCAAGAUCUUGAAGAUGGACUUGAAUCACUAUCUAAGUCCUUGAUUAAAUAUAGAGUCUCAAUUCUUAAUACCUUAGGCCAUUAA
This is a messenger RNA of Eruca vesicaria subsp. sativa (arugula), 786 nucleotides long. NCBI's taxonomy places the organism in Eukaryota, Viridiplantae, Streptophyta, Magnoliopsida, Brassicales, Brassicaceae. The record is from the annotation of a GenBank genome assembly.